GGUUCGCUGUUGCUCAAAUGAUGACCUUGUAGCAAUGGCUUCACAAAAUGAAAUGGUCACUCUUAGUUCCUGUGAAAAUAUUCGAGCACAAGGCAGAAAUACAAGAGGUGCAGUGACCAUGAGAUUAAAAAAUGGGGAUAUGGUGGCUAGCAUGAACAUAAUACCAGCGGACAUUUGUAAAGUCAACGAGAGAGAGUCAGAAGAUCCCGAGAGCAUUGGCAAAGGCUUAGGUCCGUGGUUGUUGUGUGUGUCUGAGAAUGGUUACGGAAAGCGAGUUCCUUUGAGCAGCUUUUGAUUGGUACCCUUAAACAGAGUUGGGUUAAUAGGUUACAAAGUACCAUGAAUUAUAUAGCAACUUGUUAUGUUAUCAGCUAGUGCAUGAAAUUUUUUGCUAGUUCGUUGAGCCUUAAUUUGUACUAUUCUCUCAUUCAGUUUUCCUCGGAGGAUCGCUUGACAGCAGUGUUUGCGGUUGGUUUUUCAAUUUUCAC
Messenger RNA from Tripterygium wilfordii, 488 nucleotides. RefSeq names its product DNA gyrase subunit A, chloroplastic/mitochondrial-like. The record is from RefSeq and is a predicted model, not a curated record. The transcript has 3 exons. Gene Ontology annotation, cellular component: DNA topoisomerase type II (double strand cut, ATP-hydrolyzing) complex; cytoplasm. Gene Ontology annotation, molecular function: ATP binding; DNA binding; DNA topoisomerase type II (double strand cut, ATP-hydrolyzing) activity. Bases 35 to 295 code for a protein of 86 amino acids. Gene Ontology annotation, biological process: DNA topological change. Lineage: Eukaryota; Viridiplantae; Streptophyta; Magnoliopsida; Celastrales; Celastraceae.